Messenger RNA from Linum trigynum, 468 nucleotides. NCBI's taxonomy places the organism in Eukaryota, Viridiplantae, Streptophyta, Magnoliopsida, Malpighiales, Linaceae. The record is from the annotation of a GenBank genome assembly.
AUGAAUGAGCUGCAAAACCAUGGGCCAAAGCCUCAGGAGGCGGCCCCAGUGGUCGAGGGGGUCGUCAAUCAGGUUGGCCAGCCUGCUGCUGUCGACUCUUCCUCAGAGGAGGAUAAUCUCCAAUUUGAUAUAAAGAGCAGGAAACAGCCAGUUGUCCCUCCCCAGAAGAUUCUCCCAGGACAAGUUCGUCAGGUGGUUGCGGCUUUUGAAGCUAGUAUGACUAUCAACGACGACAAGGAUAUGGCUCAGGAGGCAGAAGGGAUUAUGAUUUCGAAGCUCAACGAAUACGGUUCUAAUUUCGAAAAUGAGACUCGUAAUCUUGAUAAUGAUACUCGUAAGCGGGCGUUUGAUGAGCUGGAGGGUGGUAUUGGGACGAGUCCCACGCCCAAAAAGCAGUUUGUGGAAGAACAAGACACUACUGAACCGGUGGAGGUAGCCAGCCGUGAUUGGCCCCAGUCGGAUAAAUGA